This is a messenger RNA of Cryptosporidium ubiquitum, 1185 nucleotides long. RefSeq lists its product as uncharacterized. The record is from RefSeq and is a predicted model, not a curated record. Gene Ontology annotation, cellular component: P-body; CCR4-NOT core complex. The transcript has a single exon. Gene Ontology annotation, biological process: nuclear-transcribed mRNA poly(A) tail shortening; regulation of DNA-templated transcription. NCBI's taxonomy places the organism in Eukaryota, Apicomplexa, Conoidasida, Eucoccidiorida, Cryptosporidiidae. Bases 1 to 1185 code for a protein of 394 amino acids.
AUGGCAGAUUGUGAAUUAAACCUUAUAUACUCAAUUUUUUCAAAAUGUGAAAGUGACAUAAAAGCUAUCGCAUCUAUCAUAAAUAUCUUAUCAAAAAAUAAAUAUGAAGUCGAAAAGUUUGAGAUCGAAAUUAGAGAAAUUAAAGAAAAAUUACAUGAUGUUGAGAAGAAGAUAGUAGAAAGUAAAAGUUCAUCAUCAAACCAUCCAGAGCUGGUUUCCGAAAAGUAUAUCCUGGAAGAAUGCCACGAGUUGUUACAGUCUUUAAAAGGAUCUAUCAUUAAUUUUAGAGAAAUAAAAAUGAAUAGAAAUGAUCUUUCACAGACCGACAAAAAUUUGAAGAUGAACAAUUUUGAACCUAAUUCUGUAAGUGAUCUUUUAAACGAUAAACUUUCUGAACUAAAAAUUGAUUCUGAGGUUGAACUUAGCCAAAAUAAUACUGAUCAUUUUGUGGGUAACUUUGGUUCAGAAAAACUUAAAAAUGAGAAUCUUCACUACAGAGAUGGGACUCUUAAAUCGGGUAACAAUGUGGAAAAAAUCAUUGAUACUGUAAAUGAAUUUAAUCAUUCAAUAGGAUUUCGUCUGGACAUAUUUCAACAUCUAAACACAGAUAUUCUGGACAAUUCGUUUAUUAACAAACCGGAGAUACAAGAUUCAAUUGGCAAACAUAUUCAAUAUACCCCUAGGAUGGUUUGGCAUAAUCCAAGACCUGAUUUUCCUUCUUCACCACUUAAUAAGUUGACAAAUCCAUCAUUCUUUGAUAAACUAGCUUUGGAUACUCUACUUUUCAUUUUUUACUUUCAACAAGGAACAUUCCAACAGUUCUUGUCUAUACAAGAGCUUAAAAAAAAAAAAUGGCAAUUCCAUAAGAAAUGUUUUGCUUGGUUUUAUAAAAGAUCUGAUUCAAAGGUGACCACAGAAGAUGCUGAAAUCGCAGAUUAUAUAUACUUCGAUUUUGAGAAAGAUUGGUGUCAAAAAAUCAAAAAUGAUUUUACAUUUGAGUAUAUUCACUUAGAUAAUACACCUUUAGUUAUUAACAAGAAAAGCGAAUCUAACAUCUGCUACAAAAGCAGGCCUUGCAGCGAUAAAGAUCAAAUUGCCUUUAAUUCGGAUGUUUCUGAAAACUUGAUUAAUACAGAUAGUGUAAUUAGUGAUAACAAUGUGAUUAACGAUCCUUCCAAUAAAUAA